AGAAAGAGAGAGAGAGGUGCCGUGGUCGACUCCUUCGCUUGUUCUCUGCUCGGCGGCGGCGGUGGCCAUGGCGGCACCACCUUCUCACCCUUCUUCUCAUCUAACCCACACGUCACCAAAAACCCAUGCAACCAUCCGACUCCUCUUCCCAAUCUUUGCCCUGUUCCCAGCCAUCGCCUUUUCUGGCAUUGAAAAUGAAGGCCCAGAAUUUGAUUUGUUCCCAGAAAUCCUAAAGCAGGAGGCUGUGAAAAGGCUAUAUGAGCUUGGAAAGGUGAGUGAUGCAGUGAACUAUCUUGAGAGGACAUUCCAGAGUCCUGCUUCUUUAAAAGCCGCAAACCUUAUCCGUUCAUGGAUGGGGGAUGCCGGUUUGAGAACAUGGAUUGACCACAUGGGAAAUGUUCACGGACGUGUUGAUGGGAUUAAUCCAAGUGAGAAGGCUUUGUUGAUUGGAUCUCAUUUGGACACUGUUAUCGAUGCUGGAUAUUUUGAUGGCUCACUAGGAAUAAUAUCUGCGAUAUCUGCGUUGAAGGUCUUGAAAGCAACAGGACGGCUAGGGAAAUUAAGGCAGCCAGUUGAGGUGAUUGCUUUCAGUGAUGAGGAAGGGGUUAGGUUUCAGUCUACCUUCUUGGGUAGUGCGGCUAUUGCCGGUACAUUACCAGUUACAACAUUGCAUAUACAUGAUAAGGGUGGCAUGACAGUUCAAGGUGCUCUCAGAGAAAACUCCAUAGACAUAACAGAAGAAACCCUAUUGAAGCUCAAAUAUGACCAAGAAUCUGUCUCAGCAUAUGUUGAAGUUCACAUUGAACAGGGUCCGGUGUUAGAGAAUCUUGGCCUUCCUCUUGGUUUAGUCAAAGGCAUCGCUGGACAGACAAGGUUAAAGGUUAUUGUGAGAGGCACACAAGGGCAUGCCGGAACAGUGCCCAUGAAUAUGCGCCAAGAUCCUAUGGUUGCAUCAGCUGAACUGAUUUUGCUAUUGGAGAACCUUUGUAGACGACCCGAAAGUUAUCUCUCCUAUGAUGAUCAGUGCCCAUCAUCAACAGUGAAAGCUCUUGCUGGGUCUCUCGUUUGUACUGUCGGAGAAAUUUCAACUUGGCCGAGUGCAAGUAAUGUCAUCCCAGGCGAGGUAAAAUUCACUGUAGACAUACGUGCAAUGGAUGAUACAGGGCGGGAAGCUAUAAUUUAUGAAUUUUCAAAACGCAUGCAUCAACUAUGCGACCAGCGUAAUGUUUACUGCCUUAUUGAACGGAAGCAUGAUGCAAAUGCAGUGCUUUGUGAUCCCGAAUUGAGUUCGCAGCUAAAAUCUGCAGCCGGUGUUGCUUUUAGAAGGAUCAACGGGGAGACAACAGAUGAUGUGCUCGUGCCUGUGUUGAUGAGUGGGGCUGGACACGAUGCAAUGGCAAUGUCUCAUCUAACCAAGGUUGGGAUGCUGUUUGUGCGCUGCCGGGGAGGUGUCAGUCAUUCCCCGGCGGAACAUGUGUUGGACGAUGAUGUUUGGGCGGCUGGCACGGCGGUCUUGGCAUUCCUUGAGACACUCUUGUAAGUAGAUCAGCUGUAGCAUGGAGAGUUUGUAGUCUAGGUAUAGAAAACCUUGAAUUGCUUGCUUACCAAUUCCAUCAAUGUUUCAACUGUGAAUGUGUAUUGUCUUUCCAUUACUGUUUCACUUUUUCUUUCUCUCUUUUCUUUUUUCAAUAAUUAAAUUAAUUUUAAUUACAGGG
Cuscuta campestris is the source of this 1715-nucleotide messenger RNA. The record is from the annotation of a GenBank genome assembly. NCBI's taxonomy places the organism in Eukaryota, Viridiplantae, Streptophyta, Magnoliopsida, Solanales, Convolvulaceae.